UUAACUCUGUUCAAGUAAUUGGGAAGCCGGCCUGGGAAGCUGCCUCUUGUGUUCACAUUUUCUCAGGUGGCCACCACCAACGGAAGACCAGAAUCGCCUCUCUUUGAGCAAAGGUGCGCUCCGAGGAUUACCACAAGCUCCCGCUGGGGUUUAUUUGAAGCAUGCAAGAGAACAGCGUGGACCAGCCUACAUCAUUAUCUCAGCUCUUGAGAGAGAACUACUUGGCCGAAGCACGAGCACACCAGAGACACAGCGAGAUGAGUCGUUCCGACUCCUCCUCACGGCGCCUGGUCUACGGGCCUCUCAAAGGCAAGAUGGCGGACUCUGCGGGGCUGGACGAACACCAGCUCCCAGACCUCUCAGCCUUCCUGAGUCAGGAAGAACUGGAUAAGAGUGUUAACCUGGCCUGUCAGGCUAUUGGACCCGAGGCCCGCGAAGAGAGGUCAGAUGUCAAGGCCUCCCCCUCUGCCACCUCCGACACUCCCGACACCCAGCCUGAUCCGGAAUUGAAAGAACCCCUACCAACACACCCGACAUUCUUGCCAGAGAGACGGCCAUACCCACCUCUGUCCCUCCAGGACAAUGUUAUAAGGACAGACGAACAGGUAUAUCAGCCGUCCCAACCGUCCAUCCAGGACAACUCGAUGAGGUCAGACAGACAGUCGUUCCCACCGUCCAUCAUCCAAGAUAUUGCAGUGAAGGACAACCGGGAGGACAUGAAGAGACCAGGGGCUGGGGGGAGGAACACCCCGGCGUUCGGCCUGGAGAACCAGUCCAAGAAGGAGUUCCUCAACAAGGCAGCGGACUUCAUCGAGGAGCUCUCCUCUCUGUUCAAGGCAAACAGCUCCAAAAGGAUACGGCCCCGAUCGUGCAAAGCUCAUAGGAGCAGAGCCAACAAGGGCCAAGACGAUGGGAGCAUUUACUCCCUGAACGCAGACUACAGGGAACGGCCCAUUCUUCUCCAAGACUUCGAAAUGGAGAUGGAGAGGCCUGCUAAUCCCUUCUGCAUUCAGCCGCCAGAGGUCCAAGGUUUGGACAUGGUCCCGGGUUAUGGGCACGCUGACUUCCCCAUGCAGGACUGCAGGACUACUGAGGAGCAGUAUGAUGACUCUGAGGUGCUGGAGGCGGAUGAAGUGGAUGAGGCUGAGAGCCCUGCCCUGGUGGAGAUCACCCCUGGAGUGUACACAGCCGACCCCAUCUGUGAGCCCCCUCACUUCAUCCAGAAACUGAAAAGCAGGGAGGUGUCGGAGGGCAGCAAGGUCCAGCUGGACUGCAUUGUUCAAGGACUCCCCAUGCCCGAAGUCCGGUGGUUUUGUGAGGGGAAGGAGCUGGAGAACUGCCCUGACAUUCAGAUCAUCAACAACAGCGAGUUGCACUCUCUGAUCAUUGCCGAGGCAUUCGAGGAAGACACAGGGCGGUACUCUUGCUUUGCUUCCAACUUCUAUGGCACAGACUCUACAUCUGCAGAAAUCUACAUCGAAGGUGCCUCCUCUACAGAUUCGGAGGGGGAACAACAUUUUGAGCAUGUAGCACAGCUGCAGAGGACCCCAGCUCAACCGACUGCUCCAUCUUUACAUUCAGUGGUCUGUGCUGUGUCUGUUUGUGAGGAAGACACACCCAUCUGUACUAAAGAACAUCCACAGGAGGCCACCUCACUGCCGUCUUGCCAGGUAGUCACUGCAUCUGUACCUGUCAAGGUAACUACUACUUUCCUUCCUGUUACGGAGGUGACAGCAACACUCACCCAGGUGACAUUUACAUUGUCCUCUGCCCAGGAGACGUCGGCACCAUUACCUGUCCAGUUAGUGUCAACACCGUCCCUGUCAACACCGUCACCUGCCCCAGUGACGUCCACAACAUCACAGACAAAGACAGUCACUACCACGGCACUACCGCUGACCCAGGUGGCUUCCUCUACACCUCCUGCCCAGGUGGCUCCCAUACAGACGACUCUAUCUGAGAACCUAAACGGUGACAGCUAUAACCUAGGUCUAGACGUCUAUCCUCAAGGUCUAGACGGGAGGCCGAUCAUCGCAGCCCCUGUUUUCACAAAGAGUCUGCAGGACCUUUUGGCGUCGGAGAGCCAGCUGGUGGUGCUAGAGUGUCGUGUUAAAGGGGUGCCCUCCCCCAAGGUGGACUGGUACAGAGAAGGAACCAUCAUAGAGGAUUCCCCUGACUUCAGGAUCCUGCAGAAGAAGCCUCGAUCCAUGGCUGAAUCAGAGGAAAUAUGCACUUUGGUUAUUGCUGAGGUCUUCCCUGAAGAUUCUGGAACAUUCACUUGCACUGCAAGCAACAAAUAUGGAACUGUAUCCAGUAUUGCUGCACUAAGGGUGAAAGGCAAUGAUAACACCAACAACAACCACGUGAAAACUCCACACAAGUCCACACAAGUCCCAGAGCCCUCUUCAUUAGAUCUCACUCCUCCCAGUCUAAAGCCUCAAGCUGAGGUUCCUGUGACCAACAGCAUCAAGCCUCACUCCAACACCAUCCGCCUGGAUCCGCUCAGUUCCAGCACGUUACGACUGGACCCUCUGAGCACCAGUACCCUCCGUCUAGAUCCUCUGAGCUCCAGCAUGCUGCGCCAGGACCCUGUCAGCAUCAGCAUGCCCAGUCUGGACCCACUAAUCCUGGGCAGCAGCCCCAGGAUAGGCACCCGUAGCUCCAGCACAUCUAGUCUGGAUCCACUCUACCUGAGCACUCCUCACUCAGAUCUGUCUACUAGCUCCAGCAGGGAACUUCCUGAGCCCAAGACUGACCAUGAAGACUCCAGAGCCUUCUCAGUGUUAUCAGGCCCUGCCGUUGGUCUGAGUCCUAAGGUGGAAGGGACUCCUUUCCAUAAACCUGAGCCCCCUCCCCCUGUAAACCUCCCUGAUCCCCCCACCUCCUCUUGCCUCAAGCCUGGGGUUCUGGUGAGCCACAACGGGCCCAGGUCCAGCUCCAGGGUAGGCCUCCGUGUGCACUUUAAACUGCCUGAGAAUGAGACAGACAACGAGAGUGAAACAUCCGAUAGCCAUUCAUAUGAAGAUAUGUCACAGUUGGCCAAUAAGGAACCACCUCCAGUCCUGGCCAAGCCCAAACUAGACCCUGUCCAGCUGCAGCUUCUACACAACCAGGUGCUUAUGGAGCAGCAGCAGACUGACACUGAGCCAACCGGAGCCACCCAGAGUCAACCGGAGGCAUCUGCCUGGCCAGCCCGGAAGCAACCCGAGCCCCAGCCCCAGCUCCAGCACCAGCAAAGCCUACCCCGUUCAUCUACCCCCAUGCCCCUGCAGUCCACCCACCCCGCACCCAUACUGACCAUAGCCCCAACACCCUUACUCAACUUCACCCCUGUGACAACACUGAACACUACCCCUGCAACCCAGCUAAACACUAGUGCCCCUGCACCCCUGCUUAACAUUGCCUCUGCACCACUACUGAACCCAUACGCAACCCAAUCUUAUUUUCUUUCUUCUUCUUCACCCCUGCUAAACACAAGCCCUGUACCACCAAUAAACACUACCUCUGCACUACUACUGAACACAGCCCCUCCUGCACCCAUUAUGGGUACCCUGCCAUCCCCUCCUCAACUGAAGACAGCUUCAUCUUGUAUGAGCUCCCCUCCAUCUGCCCCUCUGCCGAGUACUGUUCCUGCACCCCACCUGCAUACCAGCCCUGCAUCCCCACCCUAUAUGACCCUGCAAAACACCACCCAUUCUUCCCAGCUGAACUUAGCCCCCUUAUCCCUGCCUAAAUCUAUUCAUGUACCCCAGUUUAACACACCUCUCAUACCUCAUCUGAAUACAGCCCCCACAGCAUCUCUCAGCUCCAUCCCUGCAGCUUUCAACAGGGCCCCUACAACCAUGCAGAACACCUCCCCCUCCCCCCUUCUCAGAACAACUCAUGCCUCCCUCCUCAAUCUGGCUCCCAUUUCGCAGAGCUUCAACUAUGCUAGACCAAAAGAGUUUAUCACUGCCCAGACUCCCCUCUCUCCAGUCAGGAGUCCCUCCCCUACAGAGUCCCCAGUUCCGUUGCUCCACGAGCUGGCUGCCGAGCUCAACUCCUCCAACCCCAACCUGUUCUCUCCACAACCCAGAGUCUUCCCCACCAGAGUCCUCAAGUCACCCACUAGCCCCCCUUCCUUCAUGUCCUCCCCCACCUCCCCCACCCUUUUGCCUGCUGCCUACCUCAACUCUGUGUUCACCCUGCCACAGCAGUCACCCCCACAGGCAGCAUCCCCGACCUCCAGCACCUCCACCCCCAGCCCCAUCCAGAACCAUGUGGCCUUCCUCAGCUCUGUCCUGCCCUCUCUACACACCACACAAGCCACCAACUCGAUGGGCCUGCCCAGGAGUGCCCAUGGGCCACCUCAAGGCAUGCAGAAGAAGUUGCCUACAAGCACUCGUCCCAUGUCAGAUGUUGACAUUCGUAGCAGCCAACAAACCCUCCUCCAGGAUAUGGAGAAAAAGCUUAGGUUCAAUGAAGAUUUUAUGCGUGGUCAUGUACAACAGAAGCAGACUACUUAUGAGGGGAAAACAGCGAGCAGACCCCUCGGACCAAACAUUCCUGCCACUGUCUUUAACUAUGACGAGGAGUACAAAGUGUCCAACUUUGAGCAGAGGCUGUUGAGUGAGAUAGAGUUCCGUCUGGAGCGCACGCCAGUCGAGGAGUCGGAUGACGAGGUACAACACGAUGAGAGCCCGACAGGGAAGUGCGUCGCGCCCAUAUUCGACAGGAAGCUGAGGAACUUCAGGGCCAUGGAGGGUGUCCCUAUGACGUUCUCCUGUAAAGUGGUGGGGAUCCCCGUACCGAAGGUUUACUGGUUCAAGGAUGGCAAGCAGAUCUUGAGGAAAAAUGAUCAUUAUAAGAAGAUACGAGAGGGGGACGGAACCUGUGUCCUACACAUAGAGGUCACCAAUAACGACGAUGAUGGCAACUACACUGUCAUGGCAGCUAACCCCCAGGGACGAAUCAGCUGCUCUGGUCAUUUGAUCAUCCAAACGGGUCCUCUCCGAAACCGAAUGACACCUAUGAUUCACUCUCAGAGGGUGCGGGCCCGCAUACAGGAAGUAGAAGAGGGUGAACCAACCCAGGAGCGCUUCUUCCGACCUCACUUCCUCCAGGCUCCAGGGGACAUGGUGGCUCACGAGGGCAGAGUCUGUAGAUUAGACUGCAAGGUGAGUGGCCUACCAAACCCAGAGCUGAUGUGGCUGAUCAACGGGAGGCCCAUCUACCCAGACGUCUACCACCGGAUGCUGGUGAGGGAGAACGGCAUUCAUUCUCUUGUCAUAGACCCUCUAAAACAGGACGACGCUGGGACAUACACCUGCAUCGCCAGCAACAAAGCAGGACAGAGCUCCUUCGGGCUGGAGUUAAGAGUUGUGGAAAAAGAGAUGAAGCAGGCCCCCCAGUUUGUGGAGAAGCUCCAGAACACAGGCAUCGCAGAGGGCACCCCCGUCCGACUGGAGUGCAGGGUUCUGGGCAUGCCUCCACCUGUUAUCUAUUGGAAGAAAGACAACGACACCAUUCCUCACACCAAGGCCAGAGUCAGCAUACACCAGGAUGCCACUGGAUAUGUUUGCCUCCUGAUUCAGCCUACCAGGAAAGAGGAUGCUGGCUGGUACACCGUAUCAGCAAAGAAUGAGGCUGGAAUUGUUUCAUGCACAGCCAGGCUAGACAUCUAUGCCCAGUGGCAUAAGCAGGUCCCUCUGCCUAUGAAAAAGGCUCCACGGCAGGGCAGUCGCUAUGCAGUGCUGACCGGCCAAGGCCUGGAUAUCAAAUCUGCCUUCCCCACGACGGACAAUAGCCCCAUCCUGUUCUCCAGCUCCCCUGUGGAGGCACAGCUGGAGAGUGAGGAGCUGUGAGGAGCAGACACACUUCACCAGAGGGUUGUAAAAGUCUGUCAAAUUUCCCAUAAUGCACAGGUUUUUCCGAAAUUCCAAAAGUUUAGGAAAGUUUGAGAAUUUUGUCAACCUACUCCACCACCACCACCACUUUAAUCACUACUGGCCCUUUGAGUCUACAAACUUCUCUUCUCUGGAGUCUCGUAGGGCUGGUUUCCCAGACACAGAUUCAGCCAAAUCCUGGACUAAAAAGCAUGCCCAAUAGAGAAUCUCCUUGAAAGUGCUUUUAGUUCAAGACUAGGCAUAAUCUGUGUCUGGGAAACUGGGUCCCAGAGUUGAGUCUGCUCUAACACCUCCUAAUGAUUGAUCUACUAGUUCAUCUAAUCUGUGUUGGCCAGUGGGAUGGAAGAGCAGGACUAUAAUCUUAGCAGUUUGUGUCAUCUGGUUUGUGUGAUACAUUUGACGUGAUACAUUGAAAUUACAAUGACAAAAACGGUUAGAUUUACAACUGGCAACCUAAUGCUCUGUUUGUUUUUCUGCCAUUCCUAUUGAAUUGUAUCAUUUGAAGUGUCUUAUUCACACAAAACAGACAAACUUGGCAAGUUUUAGUUCACUAUCAUCUUUUGAUAGGUCUGAUUUGUUUAUGGUUAAUUUUGUUCUACUUUUUGAUUAGUUAGUUUGAUAUUGAGAAGGUUGUUGAAUGUUGAUGAUCAUGACAUACUUUCAUCAUCAUACACUUCAACCUGUUCUUUAUCUUUAGCAAAUUGACUAUUUCGUUUGGACGUGGUUGUUGUAUGGUUUGUUUUUAUUUCAAACGUAUAUAUGUGUCAAAUAAAGAUAGUUUAUUUUAAUGUUUAUAUAAAAUAUAUGUGCAUUAAAUGUAAAUCAAAGAAAUACACUAAAGGAAAGCCAAACUGACAAAUUCAAUUGUACACAUGCAUACAUUGAGUGGGGGAGGUGCUACUCAAUAUUAGGAAGGUGUUCUUAAUGUUUUGUACACUCAGUGUAUAUACAGUGGGGAAAAUAAGUAUUUGAUACACUGCCGAUUUUGCA
Oncorhynchus masou masou (cherry salmon) is the source of this 6875-nucleotide messenger RNA. RefSeq names its product myopalladin (gene mypn). The record is from RefSeq and is a predicted model, not a curated record. Lineage: Eukaryota; Metazoa; Chordata; Actinopteri; Salmoniformes; Salmonidae. The coding region runs from base 162 to 5843 and encodes 1893 amino acids. Gene Ontology annotation, molecular function: protein kinase activity. The transcript has 22 exons.